GCUGCCUGCAGUCAGCUGCCUGCUACCCGCUGUCCGGACCSGCGCAGCGUCUGUCUCGUCUCUCCCGCCAGCAUCUCAGCCUGGGCAUCCCGCGCCCACUAUGACGACGCACUCCUUUGCCCUCCCAAUCAUCAUCUUCACCACAUUCUGGGGUCUCAUCGGCCUCGCCGGACCCUGGUUCGUGCCGAAGGGACCCAACCGCGGAGUGAUCAUCACCAUGCUGAUGGCCACCGCUGUGUGUUGUUACCUCUUCUGGCUCAUAGCCAUCCUGGCUCAGCUGAACCCCCUGUUUGGGCCCCAGCUGAAGAACGAGACCAUCUGGUAUGUGCGCUUCCUGUGGGAGUGAUGGACCACCUUCCUGGCCCCAGGUGCCCCAGCUCUCUGGAUGACCCUGACUGGAUGUCCCUGGAGACAAUUCAACCCUAUCCUCCCCGACAACUGUCCUGGUCCCUCUGCACUCCCUCCUGCCAGCACCUUGGGUCCAUACCUCCCAGGCCCUCCAGGUCUAGGAUGCCCCAUCUUCCCAGACUGUGGGGGCCUGGGAAGGCUGAGCAGGGGCAUCCUGCCCUGAAACUCCCACUGCCCUGGGGUUUUCUCCCCCUCCCAAGUGGAUCCCAGCUGAGAAGCUGGUACUAGUGGGAUCUGUCCCUUACGCAUGGGGCUAAAGCCAGGACUCCAUCCAGGCGGAGGAUGGUGGCAUCCCUGAGAGGGAGGGGCAUCCAGACCCAGAGACUGGAGCCUGAGGUGGAGUCGGGCUGGGUUAUCAGCUGUUUCCCUGUCUGCUGGGAAAUGGAGGUCCCUGUUGGGUAGGCCAAGGCCUUUUCCAGCUCUGGUGGGAAAUUCAGAAUCAUUCUUUAAUUUUCUGACACAUCAAGAUGUGAAAUUUUUGGAAUUAUACUUUGGGUCAAAUUUGACACCCAUAUGGUCAGGAUCCUUUGUGGCUGUGAAGUCACUUGAUGGCUUUCUCAGGAGGCUCUGUCUCCUCAGAAUGUUCUACUCUGCCUUCCUGCCCUACUGGGGCCUCCCGAGGCUCCACUGCAGCGUCCAAGUGACCUAGAGUUGGAACGAAGAGAGACAAGUCAAGGCCUGACUGGGGACCCCAAAACCAAACAGCAAAGGUCAUGGCCACAAGCAUGAAUGGGCGGCUACGCCAGAAAGAACAGGGACACAUGUCCUUAGCCCUGUGUCUAAGAGCUGACAAUGACUUUGAGGUUGUGUACAAAACAAGGAUUGGGGGUUUGCAUAGCUGCAGGCUUUGCAGAGCUACCAAAGCUGGUGACCUUGAUAGGAGGUUGCUGUUGCUUGUGAGGCAUCUUGGACUGAGCACGAGAUGUUUAUCAAUCAGACCUGUUGUUCCUGGAAUCCAGGAUCACUCUGAGCAGAG
Urocitellus parryii (Arctic ground squirrel) is the source of this 1384-nucleotide messenger RNA. It is a transcript of the gene Atp6v0e2, whose product is annotated as ATPase H+ transporting V0 subunit e2. Gene Ontology annotation, molecular function: proton-transporting ATPase activity, rotational mechanism. Gene Ontology annotation, cellular component: proton-transporting V-type ATPase, V0 domain. The record is from RefSeq and is a predicted model, not a curated record. Gene Ontology annotation, biological process: proton transmembrane transport. Lineage: Eukaryota; Metazoa; Chordata; Mammalia; Rodentia; Sciuridae.